UUUUCGUGUUGGUGUAUGCUCCCUAUCAACUCGAUUCCCGAUGAUGGUAUCUCAGUCAAGCCCUCCGGUCUUGGGUGGUUUGCCGGGGCUUGUACUCUCACUAUGACUGCGAUUGGCGUAGGAAUUCUGACGCUUCCAGGCACAGCCACUAGCUCUGGCUGGCUUGGCAGCGUAAUAGGCCUCACACUCGCGACAACAAUCGUAUUCCACAACAACCUCCUCCUUUGGCGAACUCUACGCCUCGCCGUACGUGAUGGUAACGAAACGGCCAAAUGCUAUGAGGAGGCUGGCGGAAUCACCUUUGGCACCGGUGCCGCGAUCUACUUCGGGUUCGUGCUGCAUGUAACCCUCGUUGCCGUGUGCUCCGUGAUGUUUCUCCUAUUGGCCUCGACAUGUGAAGCAAUGGCUCGCGUCUUCGAUAGACGUGUCUGGAUAGCUCUCUGGGUCCUGGUGGGCAUACCCCUUUCGUGGAUAAGAGAGGUUAAGGACGUUGGUAUCAUCGCGGCUGCUGGUGUCCUGUCGGCCACAGCCAUGGUAGUUGUCAUAAUCGCUGCAUCAGCCAACAAGCUCGUCGUAGAUGGUACCGCGCAUGACCUCGAAGUCGGGCCUCGUGGUGUUGUCGAUUAUCUAUCGGUUUUUGCCACAUACUUCUUCGCCUACGGUAUCAGUGCAACGACUCCAACCGUCUGCUACAACAUGAGCAAACCCAAUGACUUCCCGAAAUCUUUAGUCGCUGCGUUGGGUUUCUCCACUCUAGUUUACCUGGUCGUGAUGGAGCUCGGCUAUGCAGCCUACGGCCAGGCCCUAUCAAAGGCGGAUACCAUCGUAGGCGCAAUAUCUCCGUCAGGGCAGCCUUUGAACGUCUUCGGGUGGCUCAUCAAUCUUGUCGUGCUUUUGGUGGUAUUGUCGCAUUUCCUCGUUCUUUUCACACCGACGGCAAAGCAGGUAGACGCUGUCUGUUCUACCGUUGGUGAAAGGAGGCGAUGGUCCACCUUCAACUAUAGGAUUGGCUGUUCAGUUGGUCGGACAUGUCUCGUCAUCUUUGAAGGAUUUAUUGCAAUAGUUGUUCCCAAGGUCGAUAUUUUAGUCGGUCUGAUCGGUGCUUUCUGUGUGACUCAGUUGUCUGUAUUCUUCCCCAUCGCGUGCUACAUCAAAAUCCAGAUGAACCUUGGUUCGUCCAUUCCCAAAUGGAAGUCAUUUUUCUUCGUAUUGCUCAUGGUGGUCGGACUUGUUGUGAUGGGGAUGGGUGUUUACGGCGCCAUUCUGAACUUCUAAGAUUCUGGUCGCACCUUGUAUUCAGGCGAACUUGAACUUUCUGAUGUCAAUUUGUCAAGUCCAAUUUUCCCGAGGCAGCAUCCUGUGUCGGACUAUUCGUAGUCAAGUCCUGGAUGAGCUUCUCCUAGAUUCGCCCUCAGCCGACACGAGAUUCUCUAAUCUGGCGUUUUCUGGCGGAGAAUCGGAGGGCUGAGUGCGCCUCACCACUUGGAGCCGCGUAAAACAUUGAUCCAAAGUGGUUUUUUACUCUAUUCACGUCAAAAUAUUGUCACGUUUUUUCUUUCUUGCAUUGGCUUAUGAGUCUGAACAAUCGGUUCUGUCACGAUAGGUGAUUUGAUUU
Perkinsus marinus ATCC 50983 is the source of this 1615-nucleotide messenger RNA. Its product is annotated as amino acid transporter, putative. Lineage: Eukaryota; Perkinsozoa; Perkinsida; Perkinsidae. Gene Ontology annotation, molecular function: amino acid transmembrane transporter activity. Gene Ontology annotation, cellular component: vacuolar membrane. Gene Ontology annotation, biological process: amino acid transmembrane transport. Bases 16 to 1275 code for a protein of 419 amino acids. The transcript has a single exon. The record is from RefSeq and is a predicted model, not a curated record.